Molecule: messenger RNA, 519 nt
Organism: Prunus armeniaca (apricot)
Lineage: Eukaryota; Viridiplantae; Streptophyta; Magnoliopsida; Rosales; Rosaceae
Source: the annotation of a GenBank genome assembly
AUGGUUGAUGGUGUUGGAGAAGUGGAUGGAGGGUCCAAGCGCAACCCUAAAAAUUCCCACCGUGCCGCUGCAAAAGUAAAAGUAAGAAAACUCCUCACACGUCUUGACAAAGAAGAGGCUGUGCUAAAAUUGGAGGGUAUGGAAUCUGGCUCUACCCGCGGGUCAGUUGUCAAUCAUGUGGUUAUUCAAAGUGAUGCUUCAAACGUACCAAAUACCGUAAAACUCAAUGGAUCAAAUUACCCUCUUUGGUCCAAAGUAUUAGAGAUGCAUAUUGCUGGGCGUGGAAAAAAAGGGUUCGUGACAGGGAGUAUUAAGGAGCCGAAUGAAGACAGUGCUGACUAUGAUGCUUGGGAGACUGAGAAUGCAAUUGUGAAACGAUGGUUGAUUAACUCCAUGGAUCCUAAUAUCAUGGGUUUUUUCAUUCAUCUUCGUACUGCUCAAGAAGUAUGGGAAGAAGUUGCCAGGAAGUAUUAUGAUGGAUCUGAUAUCUCUCAGAUUUAUGAAUUGAAGGUGAAGUAA